Molecule: messenger RNA, 2470 nt
Organism: Gastrolobium bilobum
Lineage: Eukaryota; Viridiplantae; Streptophyta; Magnoliopsida; Fabales; Fabaceae
Exons: 3
Coding region: 1078-2376 (432 amino acids)
Source: RefSeq, a predicted model, not a curated record
UACUCGUAACGUCCAUAUCACUUUUGUACAAAAGGAAGUUUGUAUUGGCAACGACCAUUUCAGAGCUGUGUUCUUCAUUAAUGCAAUGUGUGUUUCCGCUUCUUCAUUAAUGCAAGUCGUAUCACUUUCCAACCAAAGAUACAACAUGGUUCUGGCUGCAAGUAAUGGCGAAGCAGAAGGAGUAGAAGAAGUUGCUGCACUGAGGGGUACGCUGGUCUUUAUCUUAGUACAGUAAGUGAGCAAAUGUGGAGGGGUUCCACAAUACCACCCCUCAAAACGGCAACUUUGGCCGGCAAGUUCAGCAUAGAAUCAUAGAUAAAUGAGAAUCAUAGAUAUCACAAUUAGCUACAUAACUCAGCAAACCCAACACACCAAACGAAGCUUUCUUACUUUCCCACUCCUCAUUUAUCUAUGAUUCUGUUAAGAGUCCUAGAACCAAACAGCCCCUUAGGCAAUGCGCACUUUCUUCGAUGAACUAACUAAAAGCCAACAAACACGUCAGGAAAAAAGAAGAAAGAAACACAAAAGCCAAUUAAAAAAGGAUUUCAAUUUUAUUGUGCCGUAGACAGUGGCGGACCCAGAAAUUUUUUUUUGUGGGGGCUAAAAUUUAAACAUUUGUUUCUCUCUUCAAACAUAAUAUAUGAGAGGCCAAAAUGGCUUUUUGACCCUUUUGCUCCUAAUUAAAUAAUUAAUAACCAAUUUGCCCCUCCCCCAGAACUAUCCACCAUCCUGCCCCCAUUUAGUCGAUUAAGUUGCACUUUUAAUCGACUAAAUGGGCUAAACUCAGAAAUUAUGAAACGCGAAUUUUAGUCGACUAAAAACUCACCUUAAUCGACUAAAUUGUUUGCACUUUUAGUCGACUAAGAACAUUAUUUAGUCGACUAAAUGUCGCAGAUCAGGUUUUUUAAACCCCCCCCCCCCCAUUUCGCAAAGGGGGUUAUUUUCAAACCCUAAUCGACUAAAUCGCUUCAUUCCGUCCCCUCUCUCCAACCAAGUCCGAAUCUCAACCCUUGAAGGUGCGAUUGAAGCUUCCUUGGUUCACACUUGCGAAACCGACAUUUAGGUACAGUUGUUACCAUGGCUGGCCGUAGAAGAUCGUCUAGCACUGGAAAUGAGAGACAACAGAAGCUACGACAAGACCGUCCGUCUUCGUCAAGGCCACAAGAGGAAGACCCCGCUGCUGUCGACCUCCCAUUCGGAUACUUGUUCGAGAAUGACCCGGUGGUUCAUGAAUCUUUUGUCCGUGACUUUGUUAAUCGACCGAUUUGUGGGGCCAAAUCACUUGAUACAGCCUUUUUUGAACAAGAAGGUUUUAACAUUGUGAGGUGGUUGAAGGAAUCACAUCUUAUGACCUUGGCUGAACUGUCGUGUUCAUAUUCUGAGCUGCAUGUACGGGCCUUCUACCAUAACCUCAGCUACCAUCAGGGUGAGCUGAGGUCUAGGGUCUGCGGGGUGGACAUCAUCAUGACGGCUCCGGUAUGGUUAGAGUUACUGGGGUAUGACUUUGAUUCUGUGCAGACUGUGGAAUAUGACGCAGACAGCGGGACCAUACUUCCAGGAUAUACACGCGGUGAUGUCGUGCAGGAGCAAAGGAGAGUUCGUGGGCAACACAUUGCCUAUACGGUGGGGUUGCUUACUGUGGAGUCCCGCAUACUACACUAUGUCAUCACCCACAUUCUGUUUCCACGAGCGUUCAAUCAUUCCAGGGUGUUGGAGCAUGACAUUCCCAUCAUGUGGGCUAUCCGACAUGGUACUUCGGUGAACUGGAGGCACUACAUCUGUUGGAUGAUGUAUAAGGCCAAACACAAUGGUGCACUUCCAUUUGCUUGUCUUGUUCAGAGGAUAUUGGAGCAUUUUGAUGUUCCCAUGGGUAAUGUGACCUUGAAGAAGACCACAGGGUAUAAUCAUAAGUUUGGAAAACGUCUUCUGGAGCAGUGCAAGAUGACAAAGAACCCCCAAACAGGAGUGUGGCAGUUCACAGGUGCGGCUGAUGUUGAGGUUCCUGAUGUUGCUCCAGUUGUAGACAUGGUUGAGCCCGAGGUGGAGGAUGAUGAUGACGAUGAUGAUGAGGGUAACCAGCAGGAGAUAGCUGAGCCUGAGGGUGGGUUUUCAUUACGUGAUGUUUUGAAGGGCAUAAACGCCACGCUGAAGAAAAUAGGAAAAAUGGCGCUGAAACACAAAAAAUGGAGGAAGAGUCACGUGCAGAAAGGAAAUGAAAGAUUUAGACAUAUACAGGGACGGUUCAAGGGUGUUGAAGAUAGGCUUGCUCGUCUAGAGCUUGGACGAGGACAACAAAUUGAGGAUGUUGCAGGGCAGGGGGCUGAUGUGUCAGAUGAGGAUGACGAGGAGACGGCGUCCGAGGAGGAUGAGGAUUAGAUUUAGGGUUUAUGUUUCUAUUUUACGUUUGUAGUGUAUGUUGUUAUGUAAUUGACUUCGGUCUUCCUAUUUGACAUUUGUAGUUUAUGUAAUA